Molecule: messenger RNA, 1484 nt
Organism: Protomyces lactucae-debilis
Lineage: Eukaryota; Fungi; Ascomycota; Taphrinomycetes; Taphrinales; Protomycetaceae
Product: P-loop containing nucleoside triphosphate hydrolase protein
Exons: 2
Coding region: 238-1023 (261 amino acids)
Cellular component (GO): mitochondrion
Molecular function (GO): GTP binding
Source: RefSeq, a predicted model, not a curated record
UGAUCAUAUGAACAAAUGCAGUAUGCCAAUAGUACUGGUACCAGGUACAUAUCACUAAUAAGCGCUCCGUGAUUUAAUUUAGAAUUGAGUAUCUCAUGCAAGAACUGCGAAUGCGCGACCAGAACCUUUGUGUACACUCCAAUCGCCAUCACAACAGAGACAACCAUCGCUUCGUUGCGCAUUCGCUAGAAAGCCCGACUCAGAGUCCCAUCAGCUGUCGGUAUCGGUUCAAUACUCAUGCACUUGUCCCCCUUUGAAGGACCGAGUUACUUCAAAAUCAGUGCCAGUCUUAGAUCAGCUGUGCACGGACAGCAUAUUCAGUCACGUUGCUCUUAUAUUAGCUCCAGCUCAUAUCAGUCUACUGUUAUAGCGCCUUCCCGGCGCCUCCAGCCUUGGUAUCAUGAGGAUGUCACACACCGAUGGCAUGCUGCUUCACAUAGCAGUGACAGAAGGAAACAGGCAGACGAUUUCUUUUCGAAAGGCGUGCCCACCUUCGCCUACGGAGCGAAGGCUCGUCGUCAUAUGCCACAAGAGGAAGGGCCGGAAGUGGCCUUCCUUGGCAGAAGUAAUGUGGGUAAAAGCUCCUUACUCAACAGACUCAUGGGAUCUCAUGUUGUCAAAACCUCUUCGAAAGCCGGACAGACCCAACAGCUGAAUGCUUUUACAGUCGGCCAAGCACCCAGACGCCUGACUCUAGUAGAUACCCCUGGAUAUGGCUACAAAAGUCAUGCGACACAAGGACAAAACAUCAUGGAUUAUCUACGGAAGCGUCGAACACUAGUCCGAGCCUUUUUACUUGUAGAAGCUUCCCAUGGCAUCAAGCAAUCGGACAUGGAUCUCGCGGAUGUUGAUAAACUGAAAGACCGAGAAGCGUUUGAAAGUCUUGCUAAAUGGCUCCAAAGCAAGCUCGAAAAAGAAGCCCCAGUAUAUGGCGAAAUCAUUGGCACAUCAAGCUCAUCGCAUACCAAAGCAAUCACAUCGUUGAGAUGCUCGAUCCUCACGGGGUGCAACAUGCUUGGGUGAUAAUCAGAUUCUGCGCUGGCUUUUUGGUGCGAUGCUAGCACCUGACGAAAUUUGCCUAGCACGUUCAUGCUUGACUUGAACGCUGCGGAACUUUGCUAGCAGUUCAGCAAAUGGUACUUCAUCUUUGCCUUUGCGCACCGUUCCAGAGAUCGCUGUUUGUGUAGCUUUGGCAGCCGGGAUAGACUGAAUGCUGUUGAGUCUGUUGCGCAGUAUUGUGAAAGCCGACGUUUGUGGCAACAGCAUGAGUAGACCGUACAGGCACUUGUGCAGGAAAGGAUAGCGAUCGUUGUCGAGAAGCUGUAAUCGCAGAUCUGGAUGUUAGAAAGCCAACAUGUGUUUCGGAACAGACAUACAUGUGAAGAUUGGUGAUUCUAGCAGAUGUACAAGCUUGUCAAUUUGAAUGAGCAAGUGUAUCGUGAUUUCAAGGUCAGCGAAGAUUUGAAGCAGGUUGAAAGCUUGCU